Molecule: messenger RNA, 1856 nt
Organism: Lycium ferocissimum
Lineage: Eukaryota; Viridiplantae; Streptophyta; Magnoliopsida; Solanales; Solanaceae
Exons: 3
Coding region: 285-1652 (455 amino acids)
Biological process (GO): carbohydrate metabolic process
Molecular function (GO): hydrolase activity, hydrolyzing O-glycosyl compounds
Source: RefSeq, a predicted model, not a curated record
UACUUCUCUUAUGUAUGUUGUUGAAAGAAUUCACUUGAAUUAAGCACCCAAAAAAUGACUUCUUUUGUGCUGAUUUAGUGACAAUUCAUAUACAGAAAUGAAAUAUCCAAAACAGGUUCUUGAAAACUAGUUCAACAGUUGUUUUUCUGAAGACCCCAUAAUUUGGUUCUUGAAAUCUUAGCUGAUUUUGUGAAAAUUUGUAUACAUAGCAUUUGAUGAUUAGUUUAGCUAUUGGUUGGCUUUGCUUUUUGAGCUGACACGAAAACAAUUACUGACAGAAACAUAUGUCGAGAGAUUUUGUUCAAUCCACUUCAAGGCUGUGUUCUGGGGGGAGAUUGUUUCCACUUGUUGUAGGGUGCCUUCUUUUGCUUCAUUUUUUCUCCUUUGCUCAUCAAAGAAAUGCGCGAAGUUGGGAGACACACUUAAGUACAAGCCAGCGCACACAGUUUCAUGUACUUGAAAAGGUUGAGGAGGAGAAUAUACAGCUUCCACAACCCAGGAAGCGGUCCCCACGUGCUUCCAAACGGACAAAACCUAAACGAGCAGCCACCUUGAUCGAUGAAUUCCUUGACGAGUCUUCGCAGCUAAGGCAUAUGUUUUUCCCUGAUCAGAGGACCACUGUGGAUCCGAGGAAGGAUUACGGGAACGAUACCAAUUAUUACCAGCCAGGAAGAAUGUGGUUGGAUACAGAGGGAAACCCUAUACAAGCUCAUGGGGGAGGCGUUCUUUAUGAUGCGAGGAAAAAAAUGUAUUAUUGGUAUGGAGAGUAUAAAGAUGGCCCCACUUACCAUACUCACAAAAAAGGAGCAGCAAGGGUUGAUGUCAUUGGUGUCGGUUGCUAUUCAUCAAAAGAUUUAUGGACUUGGAAAAAUGAAGGCAUUGUUUUAGCAGCCGAAGAAAAAAAUCAGACGCAUGAUUUAUACAAAUCGAAUGUGCUAGAGCGGCCCAAAGUAAUUCACAAUGAGAAGACAGGUAAAUACGUAAUGUGGAUGCAUAUAGACGAUGCGAACUAUACCAAAGCUUCUGUGGGUGUUGCCAUUAGUGACUUGCCCACUGGCCCCUUUCAUUAUUUGUAUAGCAAACGGCCUCAUGGAUAUGAUAGCAGAGACAUGACACUAUUCAAAGACGAUGAUGGUGUAGCAUAUUUGAUUUACUCAUCGGAACACAACAAAGACCUUCAUAUUGGUCCACUUAACGAAGAAUAUAUAGAUGUGACGCAGAGCGUGAAAAAGAUUCUUAUCGCACAACACAGGGAAGCACCUGCUCUAUUUAAACAUCAGGGGACAUAUUACAUGAUCACAUCCGGCUGCACUAGUUGGUCUCCAAACGAAGCCCUUGCUCAUGCAUCCGAAUCAAUUAUGGGGCCAUGGGAGACUAUUGGAAACCCAUGCAUAGGCGGGAACAAAGUUUUUCGACUAACUACUUUCUUUGCUCAGAGUACAUUUGUGGUUCCUUUGUCCGGGCUACCUGGUCUCUUUAUUUUUAUGGCGGAUAGGUGGAAUCCGGCUGACUUGAAGGAUUCUAGGUAUGUGUGGCUACCGUUAAUAGUUGGCAGGCCUUUAGACCGUCCGCCAGAGUACAAUUUCGGGUUCCCUUUGUGGUCUAGAGUGUCUAUAUAUUGGCAUAAGAAAUGGAGACUUCCUUAUAGGUAGCAGUGAAUGUAAAUAGGGGUUUUAAACUCUGAUUUCUUUGUAAAAUAUGUUCUCUUUGUUGUUUUUUCGAGUGUUCUUUCACAGCAUGUGUUGUAGUUAUUAAUGUUGAUUUUUGAAAAAGAUCAUCAUUGGUGUAAAUUUCUAGAGUUUGAGCUACUGAACCCAAUAUUCAUUCUUUGUAAUAUAUACAUUGUAAUUUCUUGA